This is a messenger RNA of Ixodes scapularis (black-legged tick), 2254 nucleotides long. RefSeq lists its product as uncharacterized. Gene Ontology annotation, molecular function: nucleic acid binding; RNA-DNA hybrid ribonuclease activity. The record is from RefSeq and is a predicted model, not a curated record. The transcript has a single exon. The coding region runs from base 30 to 2156 and encodes 708 amino acids. Lineage: Eukaryota; Metazoa; Arthropoda; Arachnida; Ixodida; Ixodidae.
CAUCAAACGUGUGUAAAAUCUUCGAGAAGAUGAUAGCGCGGAGGAUACAGUGGUACCUGGAGACCUACGAUAGAUUAGACCCAAGACAAACCGGGUUCAGGGAAUACAUGGGGACUCAGGACAGCAUCAAGCUCCUAUAUGAGGAUGUAAUGGCAGACAAGGACCGCGAAGACCCAAGGCUUGUAGUUGCACUCGACAUAAAAAAAGCCUUCGACUCCGUGCCCCAUUGGGCGGUCAAGGACGGGGCGGCAAGAUGCGGGUUAGGAGGGAGAACGCUGAAAUUCAUCGGCGAUUUCCUCGACAAGAGAAGAUUCAAAGUAAAAAUCGGGAACACGAUGGGCCCUGAGGCCCCUAACAACAGGGGAGUGCCACAAGGAGCAGUUAUAUCACCCACACUUUUUAAUAUGGUGAUGGCUGACCUACCCACACGACUCAGACGUAUUCAGGACCUUGGAUUCACAAUUUAUGCUGACGAUGUCACGCUAUGGACCAAAGGAGGCUCCCUGGGCGAACAGGAGCAAAUAAUGCAAAGAGGCAUCGACGAGGUUACGAACUACCUAGAAGAAGUGGGGAUGGAACCAUCCCCAGAAAAGACGCAAUACAUGGUUGUCGCAAGACCAAGGGAUCACAGGAAGGGCAUCGCUCACCUAGUGCAACUUCAGCUGAAAGGACAGACCAUAGGCAGGCAACCAAGUAUUAAGAUCCUCGGAGUCACUUUUGAAGAGACGGCACGAAGCACUAAAUGGCUACCCGAGCUAGAAAAGACAUGGAACCAGACACUUAAACUCAUCCGAAAGAUAACCGGCAAAUCAUGGGGGGCCGAUGAAAAGGCUAUCAGAAUCAUGGCCGAAGCACUCCUCACCUCUAAAGCACUGUACAGUUGCAAUUGGAUGAACCUAAACAGGACCCAGUGGAAAAAGAUUGAAAGAUUAAACCACCAGACCAUGAGAAUAGUUACAGGACUCCCAAAAUAUACGCCCCUCGAAGACCUCCGGAAAUACGUGGGGAUGAACACAAUAGAAGAACAGGCGGAGGCGCAAAAGAUCGCACACUUUCAACGCUUAGAAAGAACCGCACACGGCCGGCGUCUUCUUGAGAUUUUGGGCUAUGCAGCAGAAGGAAGGUACCCACUAGAGGACGCCCUGCCACCUUGGAAAGACGUUGAAAUAAUCGACCACAAACCGAUACCCAAGAAAGGGAUGGGAAGAAGAGCCUUCGCAGCUAAGAAACACAACAAGUGGCUGGAACAACGUACAGAAGAAGAAAGAAAGGGAGAAAUAAGAUACACGGAUGCCGCGAAGAACACCGCGGCUGUUUCUAUAGCAUGGACAGAUGAAACGGGGAACAAAAUUGAAACAGCAAAACUCUCAGAACAGACGUCCGUCAGAGAGGCCGAACUCAAAGCUAUACUGGCAGCUGCUGAAGACAUUAAAGCAACUCUCCAGCCGGGCUACACGGCCCGAAUAUUCACAGACUCGCAGCAGGCGCUUAAAGCGUGCAGAAACAGCAGAACAAGAAACAGGACAGUUAAAACUAUCAAAAUAAUCGCAAAGGAGCUAAAAAAACAAGGCUCUACACUGAUAAUUGAAUGGCUACCCGGGCACACUGGUAUCCUGGGCAACGAGAGGGCACACCAGGCCGCCGCGGAGGCAGCUAGCAGCACCAGCUCCGCAACUGGCCUAACCUCUCGGGAAGAAGCAACCGAGGAAACUCCCAUUGACCCAGAGGAAAGAGCCGAAUUGGCAAAGGAAGAACGCAAACUCUACCUGAAAGGCCUUCUACUGACAGUAGAAGACCCAAUCCCGCAAGGAUACACGAGGUGGGAGAGUGUACGAUUACGAAGAAUCAGGACCGGUACAGCCUUAACACCGGCAAGAAAAGCAACAUUUACAAAAAAUGAAGAAGGAAAUGAAGACAUCGACCCUGUGUGCAAGAAAUGCAUCGCAGGAGGGUUGCUGACAACAACACACAUGCUUUGGGUCUGCAAGAGUCUAGAGAAAUUCAGACAAGACGCAUGGGCCUCGCUAGCGAGUGAGGCGAAACCAAGGAAUUUAGAAGCCUGGACCCACCCAAAAGGACAGGCACAACACAGAAAACAAAUCCUAGAUUCACUGAUACGUUUUAUCAGGACAUCCGGGGUCCAUCAAUUCAUCUAGCCUAAUCAUCAUCAUAAUCCCCUCUCCCUACAACCCUCUCAACCCCCUCCCUCCUGCCUCAGGUUCACCAGACCAUAGGCAGGCGAACCUUUCGCAUC